Lactuca saligna is the source of this 1059-nucleotide messenger RNA. The record is from the annotation of a GenBank genome assembly. NCBI's taxonomy places the organism in Eukaryota, Viridiplantae, Streptophyta, Magnoliopsida, Asterales, Asteraceae.
AUGAGCCAAUUUCAUCGACUUCCGGGAGUGAAUGAUGAAAUGAUUCAGAUGUUGGAAGAAACUAAGUUACAGGUGUAUAGAAGAAAAAAGCUAAUGUUAGGAUUGAUGGGGGAAGAUAUGGUUGGAAUAAAUUUAGGAGAACAGGUUGAGAAUGCUGCAGAAGAUGCUGACAUUGAAGUGAGGGAAAAAUGUAUCCCUAAAAAGGCAAAGAUAUUCCAUUCCUCGUAUAUUGAAAGAAUUGUUAAGGUUGGGGAUAAACUGAGUAAGUAUGAAUCAGGAAUUUGCAAUUCAAUUUUUGCAUCUAAUAGAGAUGAUGGAGUAAUUGACUGUUGGGCUGGGUUUUUAAAUAAAAUGGAGAACUACAAGGAUGAAUCAUCGCUGUCAAGAUUUUUCUUCGAUACAACUAUUGUGACAGAAGAGAUUCUAAAAGAAUUAAAAACGGAAGAUCUGAAAUGUAGGCUUUUUGCUACUCUGUUGCAAAUCUACAUUAAGAAAUUUGAUGUGAAGCCAAGUUUCAGAGAUGUUGCACUUAUACUUGAUGAUGCAAAGUAUUACCUACUAGUCUUUGAUCUAAGAUCAAGUUCUUACUACAUAGUGGAUCAUGUUAAGAGAACAGGAAUCUUAGAUAGGAAAUAUGGAAUGAUACCAAAUUUGGUGAAAAAACUAUUCUGCAACUACUUAACAUCACAACAUCAUCCAAUGGCAAAAGCCUUAUGUUUUAAGGUGGGGCGGGUGAUGAACAUAUCUUGGCAGGUAGAACAGGUUGGAACAGAUUGUGGAAUCUACCUAAUGAGGCAUAUGGAAAGUUACAUGGGUGGAAGUGAAGGGCGUUGGGAGUGUGGGCUUAUAGAUAAAAAGGCGGGUGAUUUGACUGUUAUACUUAAGUUAAGAAUGAAAUACAUGGCAAGAUUGUUGACAGCUGACUUCAACAAGUGUAAGAGUAUAAUAGUUACAGAUUUUGAAGCGUUUCGUAAGCUGGAUAUUUUGGAACAAACAAUGAUUCUACAACAGUCAGCUGAAAAUAGGAAGAAAAAGAGAAAAACGAGGGGUCGUCACUAA